AUGCAAAAUGAACAGCAUGAGCUUAAUGAAACCAAUAACUCUGUUUUAUUUGUUAAUAACCAAUUUCCAAAUCCGUAUGACGCUUUGGUUGAGCAUGAUAGCGUAGCUUCUAAUUCUGCUUCAUCGACUUUCUUUGAUAAUGGCUACAUUGAUUAUAUUGAAAAUGAAAAGCCUGGCGUAGAGUACAUAUAUAACCCUGAAUCGUUUGACAGUAAAAGUUUCAAUAACGAAACAUGUUCUAAUACGCAGACAUAUGAAAUAGUGAAGAAUGUUGUUAUUGAAGACAUAUUUCCGCUUGAAACAGAACAACUCAGUCCAAGUUCUCACUCGGUUCAAGUUCUAUCUCUUCGUCUUACUCCAUCACUUAUCUACAAUUCUGAAAAUGCCUCUAAUAGUUUUGAACCAUCUCAAUCGUACCUCUGUACAAGUAAUGAUAAAUCGGAUGACGAUUUGGCCGUUCCUUUGAUACAAGAAAAACUAACAGCUCAUGAAACUAUACCUCCUAACUUACCUACCUACCUAACCCCAACUGCCUGUCCUGAAUUAAUAAAUAAAUUAGUCGAUUACAGUGAUACUGAUUCAGAAUCGGAAGAACCGGUUAUAAAAAGAAAGAAAAGGUGUCAAGUAAAGAAGGAAGAAUGGACUAGUGAAAUUAAUAAAAAGAAUAGAGAAAAGGGUAAAGAAUAUUGCGGUAAGAAAAAAGUUGAUGGAGAGUGGAAAAAAAAUAUAAAGAAACCAAAAAAGGUGUUGAAACCCCGGUGCAGUUGUAAGGAAAAGAGAAAUAGUGUUAUUCAGUGUCAUAGUAUUUCUGAAGAUGACAGAAAAAUAUUAUUUGAUAAGUUUUGGAAUAUGACUUGGGAUGAAAAACGAGUUUACGUGGAUAAUUUAGUAAAAGUUUUACAUACAAAUAGGCAAAGAGAUAGGAAAGACCCUCAAAAAUCUAAAAGAGUUAACACUUUUAUUUACUACCUAAAAAAAGGUGAAGAUAUGAUAAGAGUCUGUAAAACGUUAUUUCUUAAUACCUUCUCUAUCGGUAAAUCAUGUAUCUGGGGUUGGAAGGUUGAAAUUGGUGGAAAGAAUACUGAUGAACAAUUACCAGAAAGUACUCAGAGAAAUCCAUUCGACCAAGAAAUUAAAACUUUACAGGACUUUUUAGAUGACUUACCCAAAAUGCCUUCACAUUAUUGUAGAAAAAGGACAACACAGACAUACAUACAACCAGACAUAUCAUCCAAACAGCAACUUUAUAAAAUGUAUAAAGAUUAUUCCGAGUACAUUACCAUUUGUAAGAAUGCAAAAAAAUCAAAACCGUACACAGUCGAAUACCUAAACUAUUCUUACUUCAAGAAUUUUAAAAAUUUACAAUUUUACACCUCCAUAAGACCAGGAAAAAUGAAGGGCGACCCUAAGGUUACCGACAUACGAGCUCUUAAGUAUGCACCCUCUGGAGAAAUUUUUUAUUAUUUAACUUAA
Messenger RNA from Parnassius apollo (apollo), 1473 nucleotides. The record is from the annotation of a GenBank genome assembly. NCBI's taxonomy places the organism in Eukaryota, Metazoa, Arthropoda, Insecta, Lepidoptera, Papilionidae.